AAAAGGUUUUAUUCUGUUUUCUAAACCGGGUUUUGAUCAAAUGCCCAAAUGAGCGAAAUUUGAAAUCUGCUCUUCUUUUUCGCAACAUCAAAGAGAGAAAAAUGAGAUCUAAUCUAAAAGCUAUAUACAAUGGCGCACAGGUUGGUUGUUGUUAGUUGUUAGGUAACAACCGCGAAAUUGUUUCUUCUGAAUUCGAUGCAACCCUUUACAUCGAAAUCAAAGCUGCACCUUCAAGCACUUCUUAAAUCUGUUUUACGUAAAAUAAGAAAAAGAUCAAAACGCUCUGCAAAUUGAUCAAUUUUCUCGCACUAAACUCCACAAUUUCAGCUUAGCACACACCUUUAUAAAACAAUUUAAGCAAAAUACGCUCUUUAAUCUCUGAAAAAAUAACGUUUAUGUAUAGAUAAUGUAUUUUGCGACUAUAUUGAAUACACACUCGAGUAAAAAAAAAGUUACCACGUUAAUAAAAUGCAACAGUUUAAUGAUUAAUAAUGACUGCAUUUGAUUUACCAUAUAGAUACUAUUUUAUCGCAACAAUUUUUACAAUUAUUUUAUUCCGGUGGAAAAAUUCCAUUGUUGUCGUUAUUUCAAACCCAGGGGAAAAUUAAUUCGCUCCCUUCAAUUGAGUUCCGCUACAUUCCCUGCUUGUUGAACCUCUCUGUGUAUAUCAGUUAUGUAACCCAUUCUACUGUUCAAUAGAAUCGAAAUCGAAACUUCCUUUUUUUGUAAUCCUUUUUGAUCAAAUGAUUAUUCAUAAUCUCGUUUCUUCGCCCUUCUUUGUAUCAAAGACACUUCAAAUAACAGCAUCGUCGUAACAAUAUCAGCCCGCCCCGUUAUUUCCAUGUUAAGCUAGAAUUUCAAGAAAAAAAAAUCGAUGAGUUUUUGCUCUUUUCAACUGAAUUCCGUGUAGAUUUCUUGCCGAUAUUUAUGUCGUUAUAAAGCUUAUGUUAAUGUGACAUAUGUAAAUUCAAUUUGAUAUAGGUGGCUAACAAUGGUUUAAUCGUUAAAAAAACGACCAGACGAGUUGAAAAGUUGUGUCCUGUUAUUCGAUGUCUGACGAGCCGAGCUCUCCGCUGCCAGAUCAGUUCGGCGACCCAAUUCUCCAACGACGAGUGAAUCGAUUCGGCUGUCACGACAACGAAGACGACGAAGAUGGAGCUCAAGGUUGUCAGUUGUUCGUAUCGUUCGGAAGUCUCAUCUGGCUCUCGUCGUGUCUCGGCACGACAACUCUUCUCGUUGCAACUAUGUUCAGCAAGUCGUGGAUUUCUUCCCCAAAACAGUUCGGACUUCGGGCAGAUGGGUCCAUAGAUGUUCACGUGACCCCUUACAGACAUACUGUGGGGCCAUGGUGGGUGUGUACCAAUUAUGACCUCAUAGUGGUCGAGUUGGAGGAGUGUGACGUCAUACUUGGACGACUGCAGCCGGACAAACUUCCACCCGCCUGGACCCUAUCUGGGACCCUGUUCUUAAUGGCCAGUCUACUGGCUCUGUCCGGAGCAGUAUCUUCCCUGUGUUCCAUGUGUUGUCAGAACUGUCUGUGUGAACACAAGUCGGUGUUCUCAAUCACAGGAAUCAUUUAUGGAUUCGUAGGAAUCUUCUUAGUUGGUGGUUUUGUCAGCUUCGCCCUCGGAUCUUCCCACCCCUCCGUGCAAAGUGACACUUUCUGUGGGCGCGACUCCUUUCUUCUCUUGUCGGGCAAGUGCAGUAUCAGCUGGUCAUUUUACCUUUCUCUACUCACAAUAGUUUUAUGCAUGUCAGCCGCUUUGUUCAGCCCCUUGGUCGAAAAUUCGAUCACGCCUCUGCCUUUUCCCUCGUGCGCUUGCUGUUGCGAGAAACAAGAAGCCUUGAUGCCUUUUCCGACAGCCGAGAGUCUUCGUCUUUUUUACGAUGCUUACCAACCCAGUGAGGCAAAUAUCGAAAUUGUCGAAAAAUUUGGGUUUGAGAAAAACUACCAUAACAGCGGACAUCAGAAUAAAAUAAGAAUGAAAGCUUUGAGUUUGAACGACUACGAGUUUGUGCGAGUACCUCAUCCGACAAAUCAUCACGCCCCGAGUCGGGAUCGAACCGACGUCCAUAUACCAGCAGGGAUGUCAGGAAGUCAAACAUUCACGAGUUUUCACCUGUCUUCAUGUCAAUCAAACGAGGGUAGUCAAAGUCAAAACCAGAGCAAUCAUAAGAAAGCCGCGAGUAUCGAUCAUAUGGUUUAGGGUCAAAAUUUUCUAGAUAAUUUUAUCAAAUUUUAACUCAACAAUUUCAUUUUUG
Molecule: messenger RNA, 2262 nt
Organism: Symsagittifera roscoffensis
Lineage: Eukaryota; Metazoa; Xenacoelomorpha; Acoela; Convolutidae
Exons: 3
Coding region: 1050-2207 (385 amino acids)
Source: RefSeq, a predicted model, not a curated record